Molecule: messenger RNA, 508 nt
Organism: Microtus ochrogaster (prairie vole)
Lineage: Eukaryota; Metazoa; Chordata; Mammalia; Rodentia; Cricetidae
Product: binder of sperm protein homolog 2-like
Biological process (GO): sperm capacitation
Cellular component (GO): cell surface
Molecular function (GO): heparin binding
Source: RefSeq, a predicted model, not a curated record
GCCAUCUGCAGGCAACUGGAAGUGAUGAGACAUCUUGUGGGCUUGCUGUUAUUAGCUGUCUGCAUGUAUGGACUGGAUGCAGAACUGACCUCUCAUUUACAUCCCCCCAAACAAGAAAUUCCCAUUGCUAACUGUGUCUUUCCAUUCAUCUAUGGUGAUGAAGUCCACUACAGUUGUAUCUCCACCCACAGUGACUUUGACUGGUGUUCCCUUGACUUUUACUUCCAAGGAAGGUGGAGAUACUGCACAGCACUGGAUCCUCCAAUGUGUAUCUUCCCUUUCCAAUUUAGAAAAAAGUUUAUUAACGAAUGUACCAAGGAAGGCUACAUUUUGAAUCGGAGUUGGUGUUCACUGACUGACAACUACAACAGAGAUAGGAAAUGGAAGCAAUGCUCUCCUUACAAUUUUUAGGUAAACAUGGGUGUUUUUGAAGAGACAGAAGUUACAAAUCCAUCAGAUGGCUCUCCAAAUACGGAACAUUCUGAUAAUAAAUGCUUGUUCUCUUGUC